CAGAGGCUGACUUGGCCCUCCAAUUGGGUGAAGGAGCGCACAUGUGCGUGGGGAGGAGCAGACCGAGCAGCCAAAAGGGAGGAAAAGCGUUCAAGCUCAAACAACACCCCCCUCCACCCCCAAAAAUGUUUUUAGCUCUCUCUCUGUGGAGUCUCGCUCCUCCGACCUUACUUUGCGCUUUGCAAAUGUUAACCGCCGGGGUCUGGACAGUCUCUGGUCCACUGCGGAGGGCUGUGGCCUGAACUGGACUGCGACCGACAGCGACCGGGGAAAGGCGACCAAAAAAAAAAAACCCCAAAUAACAGCCACAACAACAACAGAAGUUGAGCGCAGCCAGAUCGGCCGGGAUGCAGGCGCGCUACUCGGUGUCCAGCCCCAACUCGUUGGGGGUCGUGCCGUACAUCAGCAGCGAGCAGAGCUACUACCGGGCCGCCGGCGGCUACGCGGGGAUGCCGGCGCCCGCGAGCAUGUACUCGCACGCGGCUCACGAGCAGUACCAGGGCGGCAUGGCGCGCGCCUACGGGCCGUACAGCCCUCAGCAGCAGCCCAAGGACAUGGUCAAGCCGCCGUACAGCUACAUCGCUCUCAUCACCAUGGCCAUCCAGAACUCGGCGGAGAAGAAGAUCACCCUCAACGGGAUCUACCAGUUCAUCAUGGAGCGCUUCCCCUUCUACCGGGACAACAAGCAGGGCUGGCAGAACAGCAUACGGCACAACCUGUCGCUCAACGAGUGCUUCGUCAAAGUGCCCCGCGACGACAAGAAGCCCGGCAAGGGCAGCUACUGGACCUUGGACCCGGAUUCGUACAACAUGUUCGAGAACGGCAGCUUCCUGAGGCGCAGGAGGCGCUUCAAGAAGAAAGAUGCGCAGAAGGAGAAGGACGAGCGCGAGCGGGCCAAGGAGCCGCAGGCGGCGGGUCGCGCCUCGUCGGCUCGGGAGCCGCAGGACGCGCCGCCGGUGCACGGCUGCCAGCCCCUGCGCAUCCAGGACAUCAAGACGGAGAACGGGACCUGCACGCCGCCUCGAGCCGCGUCGCCGGCGCCGAACAACGCCGUUGCCAAAAUGGAAAGUCCCGACAGCAGCAGCAGCGGCGGCGGCGGCGGCGGCAGCGCGUCCAGCGGGAGCCCGCGCAGCCGCUCGCUCGGCACGGACCUCUCCGAGCAGCAGCGGCGGCAGCAGCAGCAGCAGCAGCAGCACAGCCAGGCCUCCGCGCAGGGCUUCAGCGUGGACAACAUCAUGACGUCCCUGCGGGGGUCUCCCCACGAGGACCUCUCCCCGCCCCUCGUCGCCUCCUCUCGGACAGGUAUGACCCCCUCGCUGGCGCUCGGCUAUUCCCCCAACCAGGCGUCGUCCUACGCGUCCGGCACGUGCAGCCAGAGCGCCCCCAACUCCACCUAUCACUGCAACCUGCAAGCCAUGAGCCUCUACGCGGCGGAGCGAAGCCCCGGAGGCCACCUGGCGCCGUCGGGCGCCGCGGACGAGACUUUGACCGACUACUGCGGCGCGUCGCCGCCGGGCCACGCCAACCAGGAGGGCCAGCAGCAGGGCCAGCAGCAGGGGCGGCUCGCCUCCUGGUACGGCGACCUGAGCCACUUGGGAGCGGGCUACCCGUCCCAGCAGCAGAACUUCCACUCGGUCAGGGAGAUGUUCGAGUCCCAGCGGAUGGGGCUGAAUGGGAAUAACAGCUGUCAGAUGGCCUUCCCGUCCACUCAGUCCAUCUACCGCACCUCAGGAGCUUUCGUUUACGACUGCAGCAAGUUUUGACAGCUUGCAAAGCGCAACCGGCAACUGUACUUUCGGACGUGAUCUUGAGGAGGUUUUUUUUCUUUUUUUUUCACUUGACAUCCUGAAUGCACAAAUUAAAGAACGAGACGCAGAUGAUUUUGUCCAGGCGCGUGUCCAACACACGUAAGUUUAUUCUCUUAAUUUAAAAAAAAAGGGCGAAAAAAUGGCUCGCGCUCUGAGCCUGCUGACGUUUGUAAAUGAUAUCCUAAUAUAUUUAUUUUUAGAGAGCGAUGAAUGGGUUUCUUGGAAGCCAGACACGCAGACGUUUUUUUUUGUCCAAUUUCUUGUCCCCAUUAGGUACAAGCGGGACCUUUGUAGCCCAAACUGGUGAUUUGAUUUGUGUGCUUUGUCAACACAUUUUUGAAGGCAUUACAUUUUUUGGGAUGAAUAAAGUGCCUCGGUUUUAA
This is a messenger RNA of Hippocampus comes (tiger tail seahorse), 2191 nucleotides long. RefSeq names its product forkhead box C1-A-like. NCBI's taxonomy places the organism in Eukaryota, Metazoa, Chordata, Actinopteri, Syngnathiformes, Syngnathidae. The coding region runs from base 348 to 1763 and encodes 471 amino acids. Gene Ontology annotation, biological process: regulation of transcription by RNA polymerase II; cell differentiation; anatomical structure morphogenesis. Gene Ontology annotation, molecular function: RNA polymerase II cis-regulatory region sequence-specific DNA binding; DNA-binding transcription factor activity, RNA polymerase II-specific. The record is from RefSeq and is a predicted model, not a curated record. The transcript has a single exon.